AUGCCGCCCCUAGCAGGCCACUGGCAUAGCCUCUUGACGAGGCAUGUCAAGACAUGGAAAGCAGCCGCUAAACAAGUUCAGAAAAUCGUACAGAGCAAGGUAGCCCAGUCGGCACGCGCUGAACUCGAGCCUGUCUUGGUCCGUAGCUCUGCACGACAGCCACUCCACCCUGCUGCUCGCAUCAGACAGCAUCAGAGCCGCUGGUUCAGCAGCUCUUCGCGUUCCGCCUUCAAGGACACGGUUCGCCGCCUCACUUCGAUUGCUGAGCAAUCCUCCGGACACCGGUACAAGCGCAGCUCUCUGCCCACAUCCAGCGUCGGCAAUGCCGUCAUCCGUCACUCUGGUCGCGCUCCUUUCGCCUCGACUCUGCGACCAAACCUUACUGGAGGCACCCUAGGACGUACAUCUGGAGGAUAUUCGCUUGGAGGUGGUCGUGUUGGAGGCCAGAGAUAUUUCUCCCAUGGUCCUGCCAGCCAAGCACAAGUUGUCCAGAACGUUUCUCAGGCUGUCCGUGCCUUUCUCGUAUCUGGAAACAAGGCUCAAUUCAACGGUGUCAACCCUCGUGGAGAGAAUUCGUACAAGACCGUCACCAUCACCCAGGACGACACUGCCAAGAAGUUGCGUUCGCUUCCCAAGCAGACCCCUGGCUCUUACAUUUCCUUCCCCAUCAACCCCACCAUCACCGCCUUGACCUCCUUUGAUGCUGUCGUUGGCUACGCCGACGCCGAGCACGUGAACUCUGACGGUCUCCUUGACGGCCUCACUGUCGACUUCUCCCGCUCGCUCAAAGAUCUGACCGCUGUCCUGAGCGAUCUUAGCAAGCUCUCGAACUUGGGAGAUCUGCCCAUCACAUAUGAAGGCUCAUCGCUACGCAUUCAUUUCCCGGGCUGCGAUGCCGAUACUGUUGACAGAUUGCGUGAUGAGCUGCAAAUCCAGCGAGGUGUCACUGUUCAAGAUGAAGACUUUGACAACUUUGUUGGAUCCGAGAUUGCGCUGCUGUUCCCUUUCGCUCCAAGCACACAGGAGUCUGAGAGUGGCAGCGAGUUCUACGAAUCACCAUCUGGAAGCCACACUAAGCCUAUCGAAUGGCAGACGAUGAUCACACCUUCAGAGAGCAGCAUCGGUCGCGAACUGUCGAUGAAGUCUGACACCCUGUCCGAGCUCGACUUUGAGUUUGACAGCCCAGCCAUGGCCUCAGACUAUGAGUCCCUGCAUUACUCUAGUUCUGGCGAACGCGAAGACGCUCAGAGUCCUCUGGAAUACCAAAACUUCGAAGGCAUUUACAGGUUCAUUGAACAGUGCGACUCGCACCGGCAUUGA
This is a messenger RNA of Aureobasidium vineae, 1320 nucleotides long. Lineage: Eukaryota; Fungi; Ascomycota; Dothideomycetes; Dothideales; Saccotheciaceae. The record is from the annotation of a GenBank genome assembly.